AUGGCUUCCCUACAAACUUCAGCUCUGCUAUUCUCUUCAUCUUCUUCCUCUUCAAAUAAAAUCAAUGCUGCUAUUCAUGUCCCAAAACUUCCAAGAAUUCCUUUCUCAGUUCAAAAAAUGCCAACCAGAGAUCUGGUUGAGGAACUGAACGCAAGACCUAUCGAGUUGAAAUCGUUCAGCUCCAAUAGUAGUAGUAGUACUGUGAAUUCCCAGCUCUAUGCUGUCUUAGAGGCCGUAUCAGACAGAGUGGAGAUGCACUGCAAUGUUGGGGAGCAACGUGACAACUGGAACACCCUUCUUUUGAACUCCAUCAACAUGAUAACUCUAGCUGCUUCUACCUUGGCUGGUGUUGCAGCGAUGGGAGGCGCCGGAGUGCCGCUUUUGGCUCUGAAGUUAUCGUCUGCGCUCUUGUAUUCUGCAGCCACCGGGAUGUUGCUUAUAAUGAACAAAAUCCAGCCUUCACAGCUUGCUGAGGAACAGCGUAAUGCUGCAAGAUUGUUCAGGCAGCUCCAGACCCAAAUCCAAACAAUGCUUGCUCUUCGCUCUCCUUCUCAGGAAGAUGUGAAAAAGGUGAUGGAAAACAUGUUGGCGCUUGACAAAGCCUACCCACUUCCCUUGUUAGGAGCCAUGCUUGACAAAUUUCCUGCAACGUUCGAACCUGCCGUUUGGUGGCCUGAAAAUCAGUGCAGAGACGAAAACAAAUCAAAUGAAGGCCACAAAAAGCAUUCCAUGAAGAUGGAGAAGAAUGGAUGGAAUGAGGAACUGGAAGUAGAAAUGAGAGAUAUUAUCCAAGUGGUGAAGACAAAAGACAUUGAGGACUAUGUAAGGCUAGGCAACUUGGCGUUGAAAAUCAACAAGAUUUUAGCCAUCUCAGGCCCAUUACUCACCGGCAUUGCUGCCGUUGGCUCUGCUUUUGUGGGCAAUGGAUCGUGGGCAGCGAUAGUUGCAGUGACUGCCGGGGCUUUAGCAAGCACGGUUACUACUUUUGAGCAUGGUGGGCAAGUUGGGAUGGUAUUUGAGAUGUAUAGAAACUGCGCUGGAUUUUUCCGCGGAUUGGAAGAAUCAAUUGAAGUCACGCUUGAAGAAGGAGAUUUGGAGAAAAGAGAAAACGGAAAGUUAUUUGAGAUGAAGGUGGCUUUGCAGCUAGGAAGAAGCUUGUCGCAGCUCAGAGAACUCGCCAGAAAAUCAGCUUCUUCCCAUAGCCAUGGAACUGAAGUAGAUGAACUUGCAAGCAAGCUCUUCUGA
Molecule: messenger RNA, 1245 nt
Organism: Juglans regia (Persian walnut)
Lineage: Eukaryota; Viridiplantae; Streptophyta; Magnoliopsida; Fagales; Juglandaceae
Product: probable F-box protein At4g22030
Exons: 1
Coding region: 1-1245 (414 amino acids)
Source: RefSeq, a predicted model, not a curated record